CCUUUUGAAGCUUCCAAGAGGAAAUGGAUGGUGUACUAAUCCACUCGAUAUAGUACCUGAGUUACUCGAGUACUUAUUCUCUACUCUCUUCUUCGUUUGGUUCAGCAAGGUUGAAUCUGAAGGAUCUACACGUGGAAAAGAAAAGUUCUUAUAUGAGUGAUAGAAGAAUUUGAUUUUAGGAAAAAGAAAUACGAGAUCUGCUCGUUUCUGCGGGAUGCCAUCGACCAAAUCUUGAAUCGUCUCAAAGUACUCGUUCCCCAUACGUACAGACACGACAACAGAAAGAGAAAGCCCGUCGAUCAUUAGAAGAUAUAUACCUUCACCAGCGCCUCUUCCAUUACCUCAUCCUGAGACAUUAUUUUGUCAUUCAAAUUCUGGAAGACGUCUCCAAGUGAUUAUCAGACAAGGGCUCGGUGUUGUCUUUAGCAGUGCAGUUCAUUUUGAAACUGGUGCCAGAGAGAGACCAAUACCACCUUCAUUUAAAAACGCGACUAGCACGAACUCUAGUUAAAAAUUCUCCGGUCUGGUAGUGCCUCCAAAGAAAUCAAACAGAUCUCUCGACACAGAAUUCAUUCAGUCAGCCCCUUGAAGUCACGAGGUUCAAAUCAACAAGUAGAUAUUGUCAGAUCACCAAUUUCGAAAUUUCGUCCUCGUCAGACUAGUAUUGUAACUUUCACUCCUGCGUUUCAGAAUCGGACCUACUCGUCUUUGCCUGACCAAAGCAUAGUGCGUCAUUUGCUGGCUAUACUGCAAGCCAUUAGACGUCAGAGCAGUAGGAAGCGAGCGAACCUUGCAAUUUUGAAAGAAAGGGCCACUGAGCAGCGCAAGGACUUUAUCCAUAAAGGAAUUUAAUCAAAAAUUUAGUUCCAGAUUGGGAACCUUUAACAAUGGUUGUCAAUAGCAGCAAGUCGUUUGGACAUGCAGCUGCGAAAGAAUAUGAAGAGAGCCAAGAUGAAGAUACCUCCGCCCAAUUUGAAUUAGACGAAAAUUGUACCCAUUACACUUCCUUGAAAGAAGUGCCCUGGGAUCUACAUAAAUACUGGCAGCAGCGUUAUAGCAUGUUCUCACUCUACGACAAUGGUAUCUAUAUGACAGAUGAUGCUUGGUUCGGCGUUACCCCUGAACCGGUAGCUACUCAAAUCGCUCAAGACUAUGCCUCUUCUACAUCGCCCACAAAAACAACUAUAAUUGAUCUAUUCGCUGGCGCUGGCGGCAACUCCAUCGCGUUCGCUCUUUCCAACCGUUGGGCCCAUGUCAUAGCCAUUGAGAAAGACCCCUCGGUUAUCGCCUGCGCUGAAAACAAUGCCUACGUCUAUGGUGCCACAAACAUAACUUGGGUUAAUGGAGACUGCUUUGAGUACCUCAAGACUCACGCCUCUUCUAUUAAUCCUUCAGAAACUGUCAUUUUCGCAUCCCCACCAUGGGGAGGUCCUGGCUAUACUUCUGAAAAUAUCUUCGAUCUGAGAACUAUGCAACCAUAUUCUGUGCAGUAUAUUCACGAGGCAUGUAAGGCAAUGGAUACAGCAUUGUAUCUUCCACGAACAAGCGACCUCAGACAAAUCUCUGCACUGUUGCCCGAUGGAAAGAAGGUUGAGCUUGUGCAAUAUUGCAUGAAGGGAGCGAGUAAAGCGCUAGUGGCGUAUAUUCCAGCAAUUCAAUGAUAAUGAUUUGAUCGGUUUGAUGAAGAAUUCGGAUAUCCGGGUGGAGCUGCAAGUCGAGGUGCCUUGAAGCCUGAGGGCUGCAGCAUACCUCCGGUCUAUCAUGUGGGGAUUGGUACAAAAUUUUGUUGCAUAUCGGAAAUUCCUGAGGCAAAUGGUGGGAGAAGACUUGGCCACUUGAGCAAAAUUUCGAAACAUGCAGAUGGCAUCAAGUGGCUUAUGAUAUAAAUCUAUACAUGUGGAAAAGAGGAUAUUUAUCUCUAGUAUUUGAAGGGCUU
Botrytis byssoidea is the source of this 1936-nucleotide messenger RNA. RefSeq lists its product as uncharacterized. Gene Ontology annotation, cellular component: nucleus. Bases 888 to 1661 code for a protein of 257 amino acids. Gene Ontology annotation, biological process: 7-methylguanosine RNA capping; 7-methylguanosine cap hypermethylation. The transcript has 5 exons. The record is from RefSeq and is a predicted model, not a curated record. Gene Ontology annotation, molecular function: RNA cap trimethylguanosine synthase activity. NCBI's taxonomy places the organism in Eukaryota, Fungi, Ascomycota, Leotiomycetes, Helotiales, Sclerotiniaceae.